AUGGGUAAGUAUCAAACGCAAGAGACUUCGGUCGAGCAAGAAUUCGCCAAGCUGGCAGUCCAGCUGGUUCAAACGGCUGAUGACACCAUUCGAUGCCUUAAGAGCUUAUAUCGAAAUCUUGCCAAGUUUGACAGCUGUCAUGGUCUACGUUUUCGUCGUAAAUCCAAAAAAUUUAUGCGGAGCGACAUUCGAGUCGUAAAAGAUUUGACUAUUGACUUGCGGUAUGUAGCUAAACGUAUACGCAGAAACAAAUCACCCACAAGGUCGGAGAUUAAUGCCGCUCGGAUCAGUAUGAAUGCCAUCGCUGGUGCUUUGAACGACUUAAAACAGGCGGGGCGCGUGUUUGACCAAAAUAACAGUUUGUCAGGGGAUACUUCGGGAAGAAGUGUUGACAAUUUAGCUGAUAGUGACGAUGAAAAAAGUGUAGAGGACAAUGAAAAACUCUUUGGUUGUAGGGCGAAUGAAAAGUUGAAGGUUAAAAGUAAGAGCGACGGCUAUUCUUUAGAGUCAACCGACAUGGUCGAGUCAGUGGUGCGAUUGACUUUGCACGAUAGCUUUAACGGUUUUCAUGCUCUGAAGCAGCAAAUUAGAGCGACAGAAUCCGCCAUAUCACCGUCAAUUGCAACUCGCGCUAAAAAUGCCGUGGUUGACGCGGUUAGCAGAGUGAUUGGCACUCCUUGCGAUGACAACCAAAAUGAGCACACAUAA
Molecule: messenger RNA, 708 nt
Organism: Plasmopara halstedii
Lineage: Eukaryota; Oomycota; Peronosporomycetes; Peronosporales; Peronosporaceae
Exons: 1
Coding region: 1-708 (235 amino acids)
Source: RefSeq, a predicted model, not a curated record